CCCCAGCAAUCUUCAUCUAUAAAAACCCUGACCCCGCAUAAACUUCUUCAUCACUCCAAGUUUGAAGUUUUCUUUAGUUGGUGUGUUUCUAAAAUGGCUUCAAAGGCUGUAGCAUCUGGUGCCCUUCUUCUCUCCCUCAACCUCCUCUUCUUCACCCUUGUCAGCUCCACCAAUGUGGCCUGUCCUCCACCUCCCAAGAGCCUUAGCCACCACCAUCACCACCACCACCACAAAAAGGGCACUUGCCCUAAGGAUACCCUAAAAUUGGGUGUCUGUGCUAACCUUCUAAAUGAUUUGGUGCAUGUUGUUGUGGGAACCCCAGCAAAGACACCUUGCUGCAGCCUCCUCGAGGAUUUAGCUGACCUUGAAGCCGCUGUUUGCCUUUGCACUGCCAUUAAGGUCAAUAUCUUAGGCAAUAAUCUGAAUGUCCCAGUUUCACUGAGCUUGCUGCUUAACUAUUGUGGAAAGAAUGUCCCCACUGGCUUCCAGUGCGCAUAAAAUUAUUACCAAAAGGUCUUCUAAUAUAUAGUGCUUGCUAAUGUCUUGUCAAUUUCCUUACGGUUUCUGUUUCUUUUCUUUCAUAUGUGCUGUCUUUGUUGUUUGGAUGUAAGGGCAGACAUCUUGUUUCCCAGCUUCCUUACAGUCCUUUAAUUGUACCUUAUUUCUAGUGAAAAUUAAGAAUUGCAAUAUAUUUAUGCUUUUAAA
Molecule: messenger RNA, 705 nt
Organism: Rubroshorea leprosula
Lineage: Eukaryota; Viridiplantae; Streptophyta; Magnoliopsida; Malvales; Dipterocarpaceae
Source: the annotation of a GenBank genome assembly